AUGAUGGCAUACAGCGGGGUAGGAGAAACCCAGCUGGCUUCCUAUCGCAUGCAGCCGAUGUAGGAUCCUGCGCCAUGCAUAUUUGGCAACACUUCUAGCUUAUCAGAGGCUUCGUACAGAUUCCUGUCCCGCGUCAUGGUCAUGUAGGAGCUUGUCGUCUGACCCUUUGACUGGGAUGGCUUUUCUCAGAGCCCAAAGAUCGCAGAGCCGCAUGGCGGAGAUGAAGGAUAAAGCGGUCUGGUGAUGAAGAGGAAUCAUAGUACAGAGCAGGGCAAGCGCAUCCACGGCACAGCCACACACACCUUCUUGUGGGUCUCGAGUGUAUGCAAAACCGUGGAUAUACGAAUUUCCAUCAUGCCAAGAUACUUGUUCAGGAUCGACGAAAUAGGCAAAACUCCAAGCGCUUCACAGACGUACGACAGCAGUGGGCAUCAUGGGAUACCCACCUUUGAAGCAGGAGCCGUCAGGUCAGUGGGGGGAGGCGUGAGCGGCCAGUGGUGGCAUUGUGACGGAAAUCAAAUUUACGGAAUGCCACAGCCUUCACAAGGCGCUCGGCCAUACAGCACAUACUCAGUCUUCUAUAUUGGGGGUUUUGGGUUUUGGGUUCUGAAAGGUGACGCAACCAACCCAGACACCUACAGAAACUGCAACACCUGGCAGCCUCUGUACUUUGAGCACCAUGCUCAAAGGGAAUACUCGUAUCUUUGUAAUGCGGAACAACACCGUACAGUCGACAUUCGAAGAAGAGAUCAGAAUUGGCUGAGGAUGCUGCUACCCGAUAUAUAUUAUGAGAGUGCAGCCGAGGUAAACCACCCACGUUACGGAGGUCUUAAAGGAGAGCUGGGUAUAUUUCUUGCUCUCAUCGCUUUUGCUAUACGCCCACCGGAGUUGCAGGCAAGACUGCCUCAAAUGUUCACAAAUGGGAAUUGGCAAGUGCCCGGCACAUUCAAUCACGGGAGACAAUCAGAAAGAGGUGUGGUCGUAUAUGUGUGGACCUCUCCGCCAACCACGGCCGACGAACUUUGUGCUUAUGAGCGGGGAUACCAGACCAGGUAUUAUUACUAGUUGUCAAUUCCUGAUUGCCCCAAACACUCGCCAAGUCUAUUUCCGGCUUUGGAACGAGUGUCAUGUCGGUUUUACUGACUUUUCUCUUUCCUUGUCUCCCUAAUUCCGUUAUACGGGACAUCUCUUAUCGCACACUUUGUUGACUUUUAUAUCCAGCCCAGACUGCUUACUUUCUAUACGUUUUCAUAGCAGUUGAUCAGCAGGA
This is a messenger RNA of Bipolaris sorokiniana ND90Pr, 1270 nucleotides long. RefSeq lists its product as uncharacterized. The record is from RefSeq and is a predicted model, not a curated record. Bases 355 to 1065 code for a protein of 236 amino acids. The transcript has 3 exons. Lineage: Eukaryota; Fungi; Ascomycota; Dothideomycetes; Pleosporales; Pleosporaceae.